AUGGGUCGCGAGAAGCUUUACGAGCUGUUUAGCAUAACGAAUCCUGCGUUUGCAGCGGAAAUGGCCCAGCUUCUGAGCAGACCCGAGUACAAAGAUCCAAUCACUGAGACGUCGCUGGACAUCCUCGAGUUUGUCAAGUAUCUCUUGAGAGGGACGGUCGAGUAUGUACCUAGCUUACGAAAUAUCGGGCCGGGCACGAAAAAUGCGUGCAGCUGA
Molecule: messenger RNA, 216 nt
Organism: Penicillium canariense
Lineage: Eukaryota; Fungi; Ascomycota; Eurotiomycetes; Eurotiales; Aspergillaceae
Exons: 1
Coding region: 1-216 (71 amino acids)
Source: RefSeq, a predicted model, not a curated record